Molecule: messenger RNA, 819 nt
Organism: Mesorhabditis spiculigera
Lineage: Eukaryota; Metazoa; Nematoda; Chromadorea; Rhabditida; Rhabditidae
Source: the annotation of a GenBank genome assembly
AUGAAGCUGAUCUUCUUGGCGUCGGCGCUUGCCGUGGCUGCUUUCGGCAACCCUGUGAAGCCGCUUUCCACCAAGGUCCUCAAGGAGCUUGAGGUUGCCGGACUUUUACCCCCGCUUAACGAUGCGUCCUACGCGUACGCCCUCGACCUGUCCGCCUCGGUGUCGUUGUCGACCUUCCAGUGCAUCCGCGGCCAGGGCUACAGCACCGUCUUCGUCCGCGCCUACACCCCGGCCGGAAACGGAGCCUACGACCCGAAUGGCGGUAUGAAUGUGAAGAACGCGUACUCGGCCGGCCUCGGCACCGAGGUGUACAUGACCCCUCAACCCGCCGGCUCGAAGACGGCCGCCCAGCAGAUCGAUGAGAUGUACCAGGGACUUAACGCCGCUGGAGUUACCGUCAGGACUGUGUGGAUCCAGGUCACCUCCCCCAUCAACUGGCCCAACAAUCAGGUCUCCAACCAGAACUUCAUCUCCUCCCUCGUCUCCCGCGCCAGGCAAUACAAUAUCGCCGCCGGAGUCUACACCAACACCUACGACUGGAACCAGAUCACCAACGCAUGGUCCGGACUUUCGGGAACCUCCCUUUGGUACUGGUCGGUCAACGGCAACGGCCCCAGCGGAGAGACCAAGCCCGACUUCACCGAUUUCCGCGCCUUCGGAUGCUGGACCCAGGCCGCCGUCAAGCAGUUCGGUCAGGCCGAAUCUGUGUGCAGCGUCGCCAUCAACAGGGACGUCUACAUGACCGGCGCCACCGCCCCCGUCCAGAACGCCCCGGUGAUGGAGAAUGGAAAGAUUGUCGUCGGAAACAACGUCAAGCUU